Pundamilia nyererei is the source of this 2044-nucleotide messenger RNA. RefSeq names its product cytidine and dCMP deaminase domain containing 1 (gene cdadc1). The record is from RefSeq and is a predicted model, not a curated record. Gene Ontology annotation, cellular component: cytoplasm. NCBI's taxonomy places the organism in Eukaryota, Metazoa, Chordata, Actinopteri, Cichliformes, Cichlidae. The transcript is spliced from 12 exons. Bases 393 to 1943 code for a protein of 516 amino acids. Gene Ontology annotation, molecular function: dCMP deaminase activity; zinc ion binding.
CUGUCAAGAUACCGUCCACUAGCGAAGUCACAGAAGAACGGCUCCUUCUCCUUUAAAUAAGAGGGAGGCAGUUUCUGCUUGCGGUAGAAAUACAUGAAGUUACGUUCGUCCAAGUAUUUAUCGGCUAUACAGUGUUUUAUUAAGAAUCAUUGUAACGUAAUACGCGAGUUAGUGCUAGUAAUGUUAGCACUGUAACACUGUAACUUAAAAAGUCGCCGGUUGCUGAGAGUUACCGUUACUCAUCGGAUUUCAACGUGACUUUAACUAGUCGUUAUAAAAAAAAAUAUUCUGAAGUUAAAAAGGAUACCAAAAGAAAGCUUCAUCCGGCUCUUCUCUUGCUGAACGUCGGGUCGACGUAUUAUAUCGUUUUCUGUAGCUGACAGAUUGAUUGAAUGGAAGAAAGCCAAAUAUGGAACCGAGCCGAUCCGGGCCGGUCCACACCGUGUCGAGAAACAAGAGACAGCAGCACCCAGACUGACAGCAAAAUACAAGGUCAUGGCCCCAGGUUGUCAAAGGUAAACCUCUUCACCUUGCUGAGUUUAUGGAUGGAGUUAUUCCCUCAGGAGCAAACAGAGGAGGAUGGUGGUAAUCAGCUCCAUGGGAUGGGUCUGGUGGUGGUGCGGGAAAGCAAAGUGGUGGGACUUCAUUGUUCAGGAGCUGAGCUCCACGCUGGACAGGCAGCCAUCAUCCAACAUGGUGCUCGCCUGGCUGACUGUCAACUGUACUUCUCGAGGAGACCCUGCGCUACUUGCCUGAAGAUGAUCAUUAACGCUGGAGUCAGUCAGAUCUCCUUCUGGCCCAGGGACCCUGAGAUCAGCAUUCUGAAGUCCACCUCUAUGAACAAUCCCAGCUACUGCGGUCCAGCUCACUUCAUCUCAGAGGAAGCUUUACUAGACGCUGUAGCAGUAGAGAAGCUCAAGUCCAACAGCCGUCCUCACAUCUGCAUGCUGCUGCAGCCGCUGGCACCCGGCCUGGCACAGUUUGUCACCGAGACGUCCAGAAAUUGUGACUUCACAGAGAGGAUCACUGAUGACGACCCAAAGCAAAACACAGAGGAGCUUUUCAACAGAGAACGAAUGAGAUGCCUGAAGGAUUUCUCCAGACAGUUCCUGGUUCGUAAGUCCCAGCUGCAUCAGGAGAUUUUGAAGCACAUGGGCCUGGAGAAUUUUUGUGUGGAGCCUUACUUCUCCAGCCUGAGAAACAACAUGAGGGAGCUUGUGGAAGUUUUAGCUGCAGUGGCUGCCGGGGUGCCACAGCAACACUACGGCUUCUACAGGGAAGAGUCGUCAGUGCCACUGCCCCCUUGUCAUGAAGAUGUGCCCCAAGAAGUGGCUCGGCACUGCAUGAUCCAGGCCAGGCUACUGGCCUACAGGACAGAGGAUCCUAAAGUGGGUGUGGGCACUGUGAUCUGGGCCAAAGGACAGUCGGCUGGCUGUAACGGAACAGGGUGUCUCUACCUGGUGGGCUGUGGGUACAACGCUUACCCCGCAGGUUCGCAGUACGCCGAGUACCCUCAGAUGGACGCCAAACAGGAGGAUCGCCAGAGACGUAAAUACAGAUACAUUAUCCACGCAGAGCAGAACGCCCUCACCUUCAGGACACGAGACAUCAAACCGGAUGAGCCAACCAUGCUUUUUGUAACCAAGUGUCCAUGUGAUGAGUGUGUCCCUCUGAUCAGAGGAGCCGGUAUCACACACAUAUACACCUCUGACCAGGACCGGGACAAAGAUAAGGGAGAUAUUUCCUACCUGCGAUUUGGCACCCUAAAGAACAUCAGCAAGUUCAUAUGGCAAAGAAGCCCUUCAGUGUCCUCAGCGCCACCUUUUCAUCUUGCCAACGGUUGUGUCGGAAAGCACAGCAGACAGACUGAGAGUGAGAGCCCCAGCAACAAGAAGCUGUGCACCAGCAUGUCCUGCGAAUCACCUGCUGUGAGCCGUCGAUAAAUCCACGUACCUAAAAAAAACACCCCCCACAGAGGCAGGUUUUAAACUUGCGUGCCACAGAUUUGAUCGUUCACAGCUGUAAUAAAUGGAGCUAAAUGUUG